CUGUACUGUGCGAGGUCACGAGAGAACGCGGACGAGAGGCCGAUUCGAUAAGGGAGCGAAUCAAACGAGGGCAUUUGCGACUUCAUCCCCGCAAACCACCAUCAUCCCUUUCCUCUCUCCUUCGCCACUGUAGUAGCAACCAUGUCGAAGCCUGGCGACUUUGAAGCGGUCCGAAAGGACAUUGUGGGCAUCCUCAAGCAGAAGCCCUACGACGACGGCUCGAUCGGCCCCGUGCUCGUGCGCCUGGCGUGGCACGCCAGCGGGACAUACUGCAAGGACAGCGACACCGGCGGCUCCAACGGCGCGGGUAUGCGCUACGAGGCCGAGGGUGGCGACCCGGCCAACGCAGGCCUCCAGCACGCCCGCGUCUUCCUCGAGCCCAUCAAGGAGAAGCACUCUUGGAUCACCUACAGCGACUUGUGGACGCUCGCAGGUGUCGUCGCCAUCAAGGCCAUGGGCGGGCCCGACAUCGCCUGGAAGGCCGGCCGUAGUGACUUUGCCGACGAGACCCUGCUCCCACCACGUGGUCGACUCCCCGACGGCUCCCAGGCCCAGGACCACCUCCGCCACAUCUUCUACCGCAUGGGCUUCAACGACCAGGAGAUUGUCGCCCUCUCGGGUGCGCACAACCUCGGUCGGUGCCACGCGGACCGGUCCGGCUUCGAGGGCGCGUGGGUCAACAACCCGACGCGGUUCAGCAACCAGUACUUUAAGCUGCUGCUCAAGCUCAAGUGGGAGAAGAAGCAGCUCAACCGCGACGGUGCGCCGUGGCAGUGGGUCGCCCGCUCCGCCGGCAUGGACGACGACGACGAGCCGCUGAUGAUGCUCCCGACCGACUUUAGCCUGACCCAGGACGCCGAGUUCCGGCCGUGGGUGGAAAAGUACGCAGAGGACCAGGAGCUGUUCUUCCGCGAUUUCAGCAACGUCUUUGCCAAGCUCAUCGAGCUCGGCGUCUACCGCGACGAGGACGGCAUCGCCCGCUUCUCGCACCUCGAAAAGGGCAAGGCCGAGUACCGGAGCGCGCCCCAGAAGAGCGCCACGCCCCAGGGCCCCGGCGCCGGCAAGGACGGCGAGGCGAGCAAGGCCGCCGAGGAGAACAAGACGGGCGUGCCCGCCAUGCGCGCCAAGCUCUGAUCUCCCUGUCUCACAUAUAGAUUCCUAUACACCAAAUAGAUUCCGUAGCA
Acaromyces ingoldii is the source of this 1184-nucleotide messenger RNA. Its product is annotated as heme peroxidase. Lineage: Eukaryota; Fungi; Basidiomycota; Exobasidiomycetes; Exobasidiales; Cryptobasidiaceae. Gene Ontology annotation, biological process: response to reactive oxygen species; cellular response to oxidative stress; hydrogen peroxide catabolic process. The record is from RefSeq and is a predicted model, not a curated record. Gene Ontology annotation, molecular function: peroxidase activity; heme binding. Bases 142 to 1134 code for a protein of 330 amino acids. The transcript has 4 exons.